Messenger RNA from Diachasma alloeum, 618 nucleotides. RefSeq lists its product as uncharacterized. The transcript has a single exon. The record is from RefSeq and is a predicted model, not a curated record. Bases 1 to 618 code for a protein of 205 amino acids. Lineage: Eukaryota; Metazoa; Arthropoda; Insecta; Hymenoptera; Braconidae.
AUGGACACUCCCUACCAGCAACUCAAAAACAAACUCAUCGAACGUUUCACACAGUCGAAACAGGCAAACCUGCUCCAGCUACUCGAUGGCGAGAAACUCGGUGAUCGUAAACUGACCGAACUUUUUCGUCACCUCAAAAGCUUGGUACCAGACAUCGAUGAGGAGGUACUGAAAGCUCGCUGGCUCUCUCAUCUCUCUCAAACGACUCAAGCCUGUCGCGUCACGCAGAAGACCGCAUCAAUUAAGGAGCUCGCUGAAGCAGCCGAUCGGCUCUAUGAGGUGCUCCAGCCAGUGAGAGUCUCAGCAGUCUCCAACCUGGAACAGCAAAAUGCUGAACUCACCAAGGAAGUUGCCAGUUUAACGGCUCACGUCUCUCGUCGCGACGCCAGACCAGCAUCAACACGAUCACGCAAUCGUUCACGCAGUACCAGUAAGCUCAACAAAACUACAGGGAUAUCCUGGUAUAACAGCAAGUUUGGUAAGAAAGCCCGCAACUGUGCACCUGGUUGCAAUUCCUCGUGGAUACGGGAUCAGACAUAUCAGUCUUCCCCCGCAGGCAGCAGAUACCAUCAAAAAGAUCUACGGGAUACCAACUCUUUGCUGCAAACGGUUCAGUGA